Letharia columbiana is the source of this 396-nucleotide messenger RNA. RefSeq lists its product as uncharacterized. Gene Ontology annotation, molecular function: homocitrate synthase activity. Bases 1 to 396 code for a protein of 131 amino acids. The record is from RefSeq and is a predicted model, not a curated record. The transcript is spliced from 2 exons. Gene Ontology annotation, cellular component: mitochondrion. NCBI's taxonomy places the organism in Eukaryota, Fungi, Ascomycota, Lecanoromycetes, Lecanorales, Parmeliaceae.
AUGCUGAUGACUAGCAGGAGAUCUCUGCGUGGAGUGGUGCAGUGUGAAGUUGAAUGCCACUUUCACAAUUAUACAGAUUGCGCAAUUGCCAACGCGUUCUCUGCCCUUGAAGCGGGCGCUCGCAUGCUUACCAUAAACCGCGAGUACGAUCUGACUAAGCUCAAGCGUGUUAGGGAUCUGGUAACUUCUGCGAUUGAACUCAACGUUCCCUUCAAUAAUCCUGUCAAGAGCUCCUGUGCCUUCACCCACGAGGCUGGCAUCCACGCCAAGGCCAUCCUCGCAAACCCUGCAACGUACGAGAUCAUCAAUCCCAGACUUCGAUGUGCAGCGCAACGUGCACUUAGCGAGCGGAUCGACGGGCUGGAAUGUGAUCAAAUCACGAUCUCAGUACCGUGA